UUUACAUAUUGUUACCGGAGUUUAUGGUCGUCUCCUCUGCCCCUUGAUUAUGUCUGAUGAUAUUUCAUGUGUAUAUAGUCUCAAGAAUAGCAUAGCAACUUCUGAACUAUGCAGGAUAGCUGAUUGUAUGUUAAUAAAAAAAAUUAUUGCUUAUUUUAGUGCAACUCAUAUUUAUUUCUGCCUCCACCACCGAUUAUGUCAUUUCCUCACGCAAGUUCGACAUGUAGAAAAGAUUGGUAAAUGUUCCUAAUACAGCAAUUUCCCGAGCAAAUUAUUUUUUUUCCUUUUACAUGUUUCUUAAACAUGGAGCUGUCACAUUUUUGAAAAAAUCUCAGAAUUGGUAUACCAUGUUCCUUAAUAAUCAUAAAGCCAAGCAAAUGGACCUGAGAGAUCUCUUCAUUUCAAAAAAGCAGAUCUUAUGUUCCAGUUAGAGGUUUGAGAUUUGAGCAGAGUCUAUGGUCCAGGAAUCUGGAUUAUAUGGUUCAGAAUAUUCUCCUUCAUUUUUUCAUGAAUGCAGAGGGCUGAUUUUAUUUGUUAAAAAUGUUGCAUUUUUCAGUCUAAUAUAUGACAAAGUCCCUGCAGUUUUGGUCACUUUUGGCUAAACGUAUUUCUUAGUUCUUACAACACUUUUUUCCCUCUAUAAUAUUUUUCUUGAUAGACAUUUGCCAUUUGUAAUAUUCUUUGUCUGUUAGAAAUGUUGCAAUUAUACAUCGUAUAUGACGAGUUCCAGCAGUAUUAGACUAUUAGCCAACUUUAUUGUUUUCAACCCUUCUUUUUCCCAUGUUAUAUUGCUUGGUAAACUUUUUCCAUUUGCAAUAUCUUCUUGAAGAUUGAUACCGGAGGCGCCGAUGAAGAAUCUGACAGCUCGGACUCAGAAUCUAAUGAUGUCUUAGACUUAAGUAAGAUUCUGAGUUGAGGCUUGUGCCGGAAGAUCAUAGUCAAUAUAUUGGACAUACUUUUUGGUGUAUUCUGCGAAUGUGCUGAGUUGAAUCCAGAUCCUAUUGAGAGUGAAGAAGAAGAAGAGCAUAAUUGGGUUUUUAGUGCUGAUCAGGUGGUUACUGAUGGCGCAGAUAUUAACAGAGGUGGAUGACUCGGAAUGGAAUGGCGUCUUGGCUCCAACCAGCUCAAUUGGCUAUUCAAAUGGAGAUAACGACUUGGCCCGUACCGCGCUUCAGGUUAUAUUUCUGUCGCUAUUUCUUUUUAAUUGGCUUGUAUAAUUCUUAAACUACUGCUGGUUGAUCCUGUUAUAAUAAUCUUUUUUAUUCCUCCUUCCUAUUAAGUCGCAAUACUAAAUUCUAGAGUCUUUUUAGGUUGACCUGUGCUGUUGGGGCCUGUCAUUUAGGAUUGAUGUGAUCAUGUUAAUAAUAAAUUGUAUCGGGUUUGAAUUUAGUAUGACUGGAAUGAGAAGAAUCAUUCGAGCUCAUUUAGAAGCCAAAAGGUUCCGUUCUCCUGCUUUCACGGGAAGUAAACGCUAAUAAAAAUUACUUUUAGAAGUUACGAAUAAAAUUAUACAAAUAGAGAGAGUACAAUCUACUUCUUUCAUAUAACUAUGGAUGUAGAUAUUUAUUCACCGGAAGUACUGAAAGUGACUUACUUGCUCAUCUUGUAUGUUACAUAUAUAAACUUUUAAUUUGAGAUAUGAAUUUGAUUGUUAGUUGAUUUGUUUUGCUAGAUAUGAUGUAACAUGGAACUGCAUUGUUAUUUACAUUGUGUACAGAUUUUAGGACACUAACUAUAACUAACAUAGUGAAUAGCAGACAAUAGGAUUUUCAUGUGAAGAGCUCCUGACCACGAAGUUGGUAUAUGAUUGAUACCGGAGGCGCCGAUGAAGAAUCUGACAGCUCGGACUCAGAAUCUAAUGAUGUCUUAGACUUAAGUAAGAUUCUGAGUUGAGGCUUGUGCCGGAAGAUCAUAGUCAAUAUAUUGGACAUACUUUUUGGUGUAUUCUGCGAAUGUGCUGAGUUGAAUCCAGAUCCUAUUGAGAGUGAAGAAGAAGAAGAGCAUAAUUGGGUUUUUAGUGCUGAUCAGGUGGUUACUGAUGGCGCAGAUAUUAACAGAGGUGGAUGACUCGGAAUGGAAUGGCGUCUUGGCUCCAACCAGCUCAAUUGGCUAUUCAAAUGGAGAUAACGACUUGGCCCGUACCGCGCUUCAGGUUAUAUUUCUGUCGCUAUUUCUUUUUAAUUGGCUUGUAUAAUUCUUAAACUACUGCUGGUUGAUCCUGUUAUAAUAAUCUUUUUUAUUCCUCCUUCCUAUUAAGUCGCAAUACUAAAUUCUAGAGUCUUUUUAGGUUGACCUGUGCUGUUGGGGCCUGUCAUUUAGGAUUGAUGUGAUCAUGUUAAUAAUAAAUUGUAUCGGGUUUGAAUUUAGUAUGACUGGAAUGAGAAGAAUCAUUCGAGCUCAUUUAGAAGCCAAAAGGUUCCGUUCUCCUGCUUUCACGGGAAGUAAACGCUAAUAAAAAUUACUUUUAGAAGUUACGAAUAAAAUUAUACAAAUAGAGAGAGUACAAUCUACUUCUUUCAUAUAACUAUGGAUGUAGAUAUUUAUUCACCGGAAGUACUGAAAGUGACUUACUUGCUCAUCUUGUAUGUUACAUAUAUAAACUUUUAAUUUGAGAUAUGAAUUUGAUUGUUAGUUGAUUUGUUUUGCUAGAUAUGAUGUAACAUGGAACUGCAUUGUUAUUUACAUUGUGUACAGAUUUUAGGACACUAACUAUAACUAACAUAGUGAAUAGCAGACAAUAGGAUUUUCAUGUGAAGAGCUCCUGACCACGAAGUUGGUAUAUGGUGAGUUGCAGAUCGUUUGUUUCAUAAAUUGAAAGCACAGGUACAGGUAACGACUUGAUUUAAGACUUGAAUGAGUUGGAUAAAAGUCAGGUGACUAUUGUAAUGUUUUCACAAGUUAGUUAAUUAUCGCAAUAUCAUAUUUUUGCUUAGCAAGUUUAAUUUUUUUAUCGUGUUUAUUAUGGUAAGGUCUUAAAUUUCUUAAACAUGGAGCUGUCACAUUUUUGAAAAAAUCUCAGAAUUGGUAUACCAUGUUCCUUAAUAAUCAUAAAGCCAAGCAAAUGGACCUGAGAGAUCUCUUCAUUUCAAAAAAGCAGAUCUUAUGUUCCAGUUAGAGGUUUGAGAUUUGAGCAGAGUCUAUGGUCCAGGAAUCUGGAUUAUAUGGUUCAGAAUAUUCUCCUUCAUUUUUUCAUGAAUGCAGAGGGCUGAUUUUAUUUGUUAGAAAUGUUGCAUUUUUCAGUCUAAUAUAUGACAAAGUCCCUGCAGUUUUGGUCACUUUUGGCUAAACGUAUUUCUUAGUUCUUACAACACUUUUUUCCCUCUAUAAUAUUUUUCUUGAUAGACAUUUGCCAUUUGUAAUAUUCUUUGUCUGUUAGAAAUGUUGCAAUUUUACAUCGUAUAUGACGAGUUCCAGCAGUAUUAGACUAUUAGCCAACUUUAUUGUUUUCAACCCUUCUUUUUCCCAUGUUAUAUUGCUUGGUAAACUUUUUCCAUUUGCAAUAUCUUCUUGAAGAUUGAUACCGGAGGCGCCGAUGAAGAAUCUGACAGCUCGGACUCAGAAUCUAAUGAUGUCUUAGACUUAAGUAAGAUUCUGAGUUGAGGCUUGUGCCGGAAGAUCAUAGUCAAUAUAUUGGACAUACUUUUUGGUGUAUUCUGCGAAUGUGCUGAGUUGAAUCCAGAUCCUAUUGAGAGUGAAGAAGAAGAAGAGCAUAAUUGGGUUUUUAGUGCUGAUCAGGUGGUUACUGAUGGCGCAGAUAUUAACAGAGGUGGAUGACUCGGAAUGGAAUGGCGUCUUGGCUCCAACCAGCUCAAUUGGCUAUUCAAAUGGAGAUAACGACUUGGCCCGUACCGCGCUUCAGACAAUAGGAUUUUCAUGUGAAGAGCUCCUGACCACGAAGUUGGUAUAUGGAACUUUCGAAUUUAUGAAGAGGGUUGUUAACAGCAACAAACUGAAGAGGUUAAGAAGGAGCUUACAACUACAAAUUUUAAUAUCUCACUUUCAAAGCAUAGAAGCCAACAUGCUCUCAGAAAAUUGUACCAUGAAAGUCGCGGUGCUUAUAUGUAUUCUAUACAUAUCACCGACCUGUGAUCCCAGGAGGACCUUGAAGCCAAUCCCCACCAAGUUACAAAUUUUUUUUGACAUUUCAUAUGUAUUUCAGACUAUUAUAACAUGUCAGAUUAUAGUAUGACUUGAGGACGAGAAUUUUGUGGCUAAUAAGUUUGUGUUUUAUAUGCUUACUCUUGAGAUAUGAGUCGUCUUAUGUGGAUUUCAUUUUUUCUAUACUUGGGUUCUGGCAUUGUUUUAAGGUCAGUACAUAAGGGUUUGGAACGAAGAUCAUCUAAAAUCUAACUAUCUUACUUGAACAAUGCUUUAAAGAGACAAAUCAUGCAGAACACUUUCAAGACUUGGGUGGAUGAUAUAUACUAUGUGUUAUAGAAAGUAUGAACGUAUCUAAUUUGAUGCUAAUCUUUUUAUAGUUCUCUACAAUUAUCGAGAAUGGGACCUCUACAAGGAUCGACAUUAUGGUCUCGCUCGAAGCACCCUCUUCGCGGAUAGAAAUUCAUACAAGAGGUCGGCAUACGAUUAAUAUACAACCCAAACCAGCAAAACCAGCGAAACACCUUUUUUAAUCAGAAACAUAUUCAGUUAUGUAACGAUGCCCGUGCCUUGCACGGGCUUUUACGCUAGUUAUAUA
This is a messenger RNA of Daucus carota subsp. sativus, 4696 nucleotides long. RefSeq lists its product as uncharacterized. The record is from RefSeq and is a predicted model, not a curated record. Lineage: Eukaryota; Viridiplantae; Streptophyta; Magnoliopsida; Apiales; Apiaceae. The coding region runs from base 3746 to 4189 and encodes 147 amino acids. The transcript is spliced from 14 exons.